CUCACAUCCCAUGGUGCCCGGCGGCCGAGGGGACGACACCUUCAAAGACGGCCCCUGAGCGUCAGAGGGCCAACCACCGUGAAAGAGCAGCGGAGUCGAGGACUGGCACUGUGGGCUGUGACUGACUUGGAAGAGGACAACUGCGUGGACGGAGAGGUCAACCCCACCCAUCUCCAGCAAAUACUAGCAUGGCUACAGCGAGCACCUCAGGGCAGAGCAGUUUCGGGCUCGGGAGGAAAAAGAAACAGCCUGGUCUCAUGGAUCAGAUUACCAAGUUCUUUGGAGGAGACAAGAAGAAAAGGAGCAAGGGGUCUUUCCGGGGUCAUGGGCCCGCCUCACCCCAGCAGUCCUCCGCUCGACGUCGGACCAAGGAAAAUGCUGUGGUGCAUUUCUUCAGGAGCUUGGUUUCCUCUCCUCAACCUAAAUCCAGGUGGAGAGACGCCUUGGGCUUGGCCUCGUCGCCGAGUGCCGAGAGCACAAAGUCGCCGGUCAGGAGACGCAGAGACCAAAACACACUGUCCAGAAUCUUCAACCUGGGAGAAACCAAGUCCCGUCCACCCCCUAAACGCUGGAGCACCAUCUUCUAAGCUCUCUGCCGAGGAGCAAACCACCAAUCCACCUCCGAUGGGAGAAGAGGAAGAAGAAGGGGAAACUGAUUUGCAGGCAGCGGACUCACAACCUCAAGAAAUUUUAACACACUAACACCAGCCUCCUGUAUGUUUAGACAUUGACAGCGUAUGAAAUCCACUCUCCAGAUAUAUAUGGGCUUGUUUUUGUUUUAAUCCAACAGAUAUCUUGUCUAGGUCAUGCUUUCAGUAAAAUAUCUUACUGUAAAAACCACCCAUGGUGCUAGUGUCAGCUGUUUCAGCUUUGUUCAUGGCAGAUUUUUUUAAUUGUCUCCCCCGUCAUUAGCAUUUUGUACGUGAGUGGCGCUUUGUGUAUCUCGCUGCUUUCCAGAAACUCUACUCAUACACCAAAUAUACCUUUGUUUCAAUGUGAAAUCUAGACGGGGAUUUGUCCACUGUGGCUGUUGUGCUCGAGUGAAAUUGUAUGUUGACACAACUGGAAACCUACAGAAUAUGAGUUAUUUAAUUGUAAUGUUAUGUUUCGUUUCGCUUCCUGUAAUUAAAAACAUGUACAUACAGUAUGAUUUCCUUUAAGCCUAUAUCAAAUAAAUAAAAUGCCCUUUUCAAAUGCACUGUUACAUAACUAAAGAAUGUCCUAAAAAACUGGUCUGCUCUCUUAUGUGUAGCUUUAGCAUGGAUCUAAUGUAUUAUCUGUUUGAGUCUUACAUUUAGUUUCAUUUAAUAUUAUUUGUGUUUCCUUAAGAAGAUGGCAAGCAAAAGUUGGAUUUGAUGGUUGGAUUGUAAGUGGUUGAAAGAUCUAAGGCAGAAGCCCCCAGGUGGCAUGAGAAGCACUGAUGGACAGAAUAGUGAUUUUAAAUGUUCUGAAGUAUUAUUUCUCCAUUUCAUUCUGUUCAUAAUAAAUUGCAUCCCCACUAUCAUUGUGCAUGCUCUGUCUGUAUGUUCACUUUAACAUCAAAGCCAAAAUAAAUGUCAUUGGUUGUUGUUGUUAUGUUUCCUCUUAAUGUAAAGCUCUGUUUUUAAUGUGCAGCUAAACAAAAAAUAAACACAAUGUCUUCUCUGUA
Messenger RNA from Gymnodraco acuticeps, 1648 nucleotides. RefSeq names its product myelin basic protein a (gene mbpa). Gene Ontology annotation, biological process: myelination. The transcript is spliced from 6 exons. NCBI's taxonomy places the organism in Eukaryota, Metazoa, Chordata, Actinopteri, Perciformes, Bathydraconidae. Gene Ontology annotation, cellular component: internode region of axon; neuronal cell body; compact myelin. The record is from RefSeq and is a predicted model, not a curated record. Gene Ontology annotation, molecular function: structural constituent of myelin sheath. Bases 189 to 587 code for a protein of 132 amino acids.